Molecule: messenger RNA, 576 nt
Organism: Tilletiaria anomala UBC 951
Lineage: Eukaryota; Fungi; Basidiomycota; Exobasidiomycetes; Georgefischeriales; Tilletiariaceae
Exons: 1
Coding region: 101-478 (125 amino acids)
Source: RefSeq, a predicted model, not a curated record
AGAAUGCAGUACGAGGUCCAAAGAUGCCAAUGGAAAGAAUGCGAGAGACUCGAGCGGACGAUGAUGUAUUCAAAGCGUGGACUUUGGACAACUGCGGUGAAUGCUAUUUGGCUCUCGCUCGAAGUCAAAACCUCCUCUCGUGCCUUGUCUGAUGUCGUCCAUUCGGCAUUCCCUCCUUGUUUCUUUUGUGUUGUUGUUGCUCGUCCGCUCAAUCUCUAUCUCCUCGCUUUCUCCAUUCUUGCAAGUCACAUCCGAAGUUAAAUCAAAAUCCCCAUGUACUUUCAGCGGCCCAUGCUUUUGUUCGACUUGUCCCGUGUCAAUCAUCAAUGGUUCGUUCACAUUUUACCCAUCCACCAACGCAGCAUGUGUGGUACAGAUUCAAAUGUUUGAUGCCAAAAUCAACAGAAGCUCUGACACUGAUUGGGCGUCGGACCAUAGGAGGACAAGCCGAUGCAGAGGAUGUAACACUGCCUCAUAGAGGACUACCAUCGAGAGCCACUUGUGUUGUGAUUGACCUCAAGGUGUCACUACUUACAAAUAUAGGCCAGCAUGCCCAACCAAUAGCAUCACAGAUAU